UUACUAUGGACACGAUGAACUUCAAGAUCCAGUGCAUCUUAGUGUUCUUCACUUUCUGCAUGCAAGAGGGAUUAUCAAAGGAUUAUGAAGCAAACCUUGGAGCAGAUUCUCUUUUACAGAGAGUCAGACGUCAAAGCAAACCAGCAAAGGCAGUGCUGAGGGUGACGGACUACCACGUGAGGUGUUCCGUGGUGUCCCGCUACGCCAUUACCACCGUCCAGAGUUCGGUGUGGAACCAGCUGCCCAUCACCAAGGAGGCUGCCUUUGAGGUGGACCUUCCCUCCUCUGCUUUCAUCUCCAACUUCACCAUCACCUCCAACGGCAAAGUGUACAUGGCCCAGGUGAAGGAAAGAGCCGCUGCCAGGAAAAUGUACGAUGCCGCAAAGAAGCAAGGAAAAGCAGCUGGACUUGUUGCUACCAAAGAAAGGGAGAUUGAAAGGUUUCGCGUGGCCGUAAGCGUGCCGCCAGGAGCCCUGAUGUCCUUCUCCCUGUCCUACGAAGAGCUGCUGCCUCGGCGACUCGGCCGCUAUGAGCUCAGUUUGGGUUUGAGGCCCGGGCAGCCCGUGCAGAACCUCACGUUAGAGGUCAGCAUAACGGAGCGGACGGGCAUCAGUUUCAUCAAGGCCUUUCCUCUCAAGACCAGCCGGCUGAUCUCCAACACGGCUCACGGUGACGCGGACCCGCCGGCCUCCACUCAUGUUGAGCACAGCGCUGGCUGUGCUCGGGUUCGCUACAGUCCCACUCUACAGCAGCAGAACAGCAUCUCCCCCAAAGGUCUUAACGCAGACUUCAUCAUCCAGUAUGACGUGGACCUCAGAGACGUCCUGGGCGAAGUCCAGGUGUAUGAUGGCUACUUUGUGCAUUACUUUGCACCCAGAGGGCUUCCUGUGGUUCCAAAGGACGUUAUAUUUGUCAUUGAUGUCAGUGGCUCAAUGAUAGGAACGAAAAUAAAACAGACCAAGCAGGCAAUGAGCAUCAUUCUCGGGGACCUUAGAGAGGGAGACCACUUUAAUAUCAUCACCUUCUCAGACAAGGUUCACACCUGGAAGAAAGGACGAACAGUCCGGGCGACUCGGCAGAAUGUUCGCGACGCCAAAGACUUUGUGAAGAGGAUUAUCGCAGAGGGAUGGACCAACAUCAACGCAGCUCUGCUGUCGGCCGCCCUGCUCGUCAACCCGCCAUCCUCCGCCUCUCCCCAACACCUUUCAUCCCCUCGUGUGCCUCUGGUGAUUUUCCUCACCGAUGGGGAGGCAACCAUUGGGGUAACAGCUGGCGACACCAUCCUUAGCAAUGCCAAGAAAGCUUUGGGCUCGUCCUCUCUGUUCGGCCUGGCCUUUGGAGACGAUGCGGACUUCCUCCUCCUGAAACGCCUGGCGCUGGAUAACCGCGGCGUGGCGAGAAUGGUGUACGAGGACGCCGACGCAGCCCUGCAGCUGAAGGGUUUCUUUGACGAAGUAGCCAGCCCUUUGCUGUCGGACAUCCAGCUGUCGUAUCUGGACGAUCAGGCGUUCGACAUCACCCACGCCCUGUUCCCAAAUUACUUCCAAGGCUCAGAGCUGGUGGUGGCCGGGAGGGUCAAACCAGGGGUCAAGGACUUGAGGGUGUCGAUGUCUGCCACUGAUGUGAAGCAGCGUGUCAACUUGGAGAACGAUGUGUUGAUUUCUCACGCCAGGAGGAACGGGAGCGCAGAAUCACUCGAUUGUCCGGGAGGCUUGGAAGGAACAUCCAGUUUUGUGCGGCGUCUCUGGGCAUAUUUCACCAUCAAAGAGCUGCUAUUGGCCAAACUCAAUGCUACCGACCCCGCGACUCAAAAGUUACUGGCAGACAAGGCCACCAACCUGUCCCUCAAGUAUAACUUCGUCACACCAUUCACGUCUUUAGUUGUAGUUAAGCCAGACGCAGAAACUCCAACCACCACAAAGCCCACCGCCGCAGCAGCUCCAACCACGACGGGGGCGACUACUGCCACCAACAGAAUAUUAGCUGCUGGGCAGUCGAAGGCGUCCGUUUUAGCUAAUAACCCCAACUCUGGGAAAAACAAAGCUCCUCAGCCACCUACAAAGCGGACUAAAAACAUCUCAGGCCCAACGUCCACAGCAAAGACGGCACCGUCCAGGAAAACCACAACUUCAAGUCCCGGCUCUGUCAAAACAGCACCAGCUCCAUUCUCGGGUAAAAAGCCCACUCCUUCCCACAAUGAAUCCAGAACCGUCCCUCCUGCUCCUCCUCCUCCUCCUCCCCACCCUCCCGUCGGUAAGACACCGACCUCUCUGCUGAAAGCUCUCAAAACGGCGCCACCCCCUGCGCCUGGAAAGGUCUCCACCCAGCAGCCCAAGGCCCUCAAAACAACCACGCCCAGCGCAGCGAUAGCGUUCACCACCAGCACCGCGCCUGCCCUCAGCUGGUUCGGAACCGACCCAGCACCGCUGCCCGGGAAACUUCUCCCCCCUCGGCACGGUGCGGCAGCGAGGACUGACCCGCCUCCCCUCGGAGCGAGCGCGCCCUCCGCCGCGGAGGCAGCAAACACUCCCACAGCUGCUCCAGAUGUGGGGGGGGUCACCACCGCUGUGCACGAGCUGUCGUCUCCGCUCACCUCCCCCGCGCCGGCUCCAGCUCCAGCUGCGGAUGGCAACAGCAGCGACGUGAGCAUCGCAACCUUGGUGUCGGCCACCUUCGCCCCUAUGCCCGGCGUGACGGACGGGCCGCGGCUGUGGGAAGCAGCCGGGCUUCUGGAUGUCUCUACUUUCAUUCAGAGAAAAGAUUUCGACCUUGUGAAGGACUAUGAUGCAACCUAUGACUACGACUACGAUCUCAACUAUGAUGGCUGGGAUGAUACUGCAGACUCAUCAUUUGAUAGUUCUCCCUCCGGAUUGAGCACCAUCCGGGUCUUCUCCUCAUCAGUUGAUGGAGAUCCUCAUUUUGUGGUCCAGCUACCUAAGCUGCAUCAGAACUUGUGCUUCACAGUAGACGGCAGAGCGAACGACGUUCUUAGACUGAUCGAGGAACCAGAGAGAGGCAUCAUCGUUGACGGCCACCUGAUGGGAGCCCCCCCAAAGCACGGUGCGGAAUCACGCCCCCGAACUUACUUCGACCGGCUAACCGUUUCUUCAGCCACGGGGGGCUCCGGUGACAUCACCAUCAGCCUCUCACUGGACGCUGUGGUGGUGGAAGGGGAAGGGCGGGACAUUCUUCCCGUCAAUCAGCGAGGGUCCGUGGCCAGGCAGGGAGUGACGGUCGCCGUGGACAACCACCGGAGCUGCUGGAUCGAGCUGAGCAAGGGUGUGAGGUUCCUGGUUAUGUUCCACCAGUACGAUCACCCCAGCUACCUGCAGAUGGCUCACCUGGGUUUCUACAUCACAGACGGACGGGGGUUGUCUGCUUCAACCCAAGGCCUGCUGGGCCAGUUUCAGCACGCUGACAUUAGCGUAGCGGCGGUGAAAGAUUAUCUUGGUGGGGGCGCGCACAAUGAGGCCAUUUCCGCUAGGGGACUCCUGCGGUGGGGAUCACAGCAAAUGCCGGUCACCUUGCAGGACAAGACGCUGAAAGACACGCUGCGGAAACACCACAUGGGCAAGUGUUGGGUGGUGCCCAAGGCGGAGGUGGAGAGACUACUGGGACAUCCAUACAAGAGCUACGUGGUGGAUCAUGUGUAAUUCUACCUGGGCCCGCUCCGCCCUUGUCGCCUCUCGGCUGCACGGCUCAGGUCACAGCAGUUGUCACGGCAUGCUUAGUGGACAGGGGAUGAGCAGGAAUUGGGGCUCCGUGAGGCAAACAAUGACAACGGCGCCUCACACAUUCUCUAAUAUUGUGUUAGGAGCAAUGCAACAGGUGUGGUUACAAAGGAGCAACACAGGGAAUAACAUUUUAGUAGUACUAGUGAGGAAGUGUGGUUGCACAAAUAUAAUGAAGGACUCAAUGAUUGCGCAUUAGGGGAUUUAGUUUGGAUUCAGAUGCUGCGUUCUGUAUCUAUGACAGUGGUUGCUUGGCAACCACAAAAUGUCCAUUUGUGCCGCAGCAGUUUGUUCCACCUCCAAAAUGUCUUACUCACGGACUCGGUUUAAGACUUCAGCAAGAUUUUUAUUAGAUUAUUCUCAUAUUUCAUCUUGAAAUGAUUAUCAAGCAAAGACUUGUAAUUAUUAAAACUGUAUUUUUGGGGUAAGUUGUAUUGUGUAUAUGAAAUAUUAUUGUAUGUACAUGUACUCAUCCCACAAAUCAAAUCGUCAAGAGGAUACAAACAAAAUCAGGGCUUUUCCAGUUUUGCCAUGUGCUUUUUAUUUUUCUAUCAUUUCAUUCAUAGUUUAAUUCAUUUUAUUUGUUACACAAGACAUUAGGCAUUGCUCACAAACUAGUGAUCAAACAAGGACAGUAAGUUUUCUACUACUUAGCCUGAACUAUUUCUUUUGUCAAUUUCAAGGGAUAUUGUCAAUAGUGGUUUCCAAAUAUGCCAAACUGGAUGAAAAUUAAAACAGUACAACCACA
Molecule: messenger RNA, 4479 nt
Organism: Pungitius pungitius (ninespine stickleback)
Lineage: Eukaryota; Metazoa; Chordata; Actinopteri; Perciformes; Gasterosteidae
Gene: itih6
Product: inter-alpha-trypsin inhibitor heavy chain family member 6
Exons: 17
Coding region: 6-3653 (1215 amino acids)
Biological process (GO): hyaluronan metabolic process
Molecular function (GO): serine-type endopeptidase inhibitor activity
Source: RefSeq, a predicted model, not a curated record